UCUUGCCUUGUCAUCAACGGUUUUCUCCGACCCACGAGUUCAUCUGGGAGUUCAUGCGGGAAAACACCGUGCAAUUAUCGAUCGACAGGAAACAAACCCGGGCCGUACUAUGUAUAGCGAGAAAGCCAAGCAAGGAUGAGGUCACAAUUGAGAGAACCUCGCGGCUUGUGAUGACGGCAUGGUUUGUUUUUAGCCGGUCGAAGACAAGUCUGACAACCUUCCUAGUUCGGAGGUUGAUGACGGGAUUCCCAAGAAGAACAGCCGAAACAGCGCGACCUCGACAGUACGGAUAGAAACACGAUGGCUCUGCCGCGAUGACAGGUUUCCCACAGGGCUGGGGCUGUCUGUGCCAAGUCUAUCGAGUCUGUCGAAAACAACGCGUUUCCUUGUUCAAAGACGGCCGGAGACCGACCCCAGCCGUGCCCAAAAGCCACCAGAAACUGUCUCGCAUGAGCACGCCAACAGCGAGAUUGUGGUCGACAGUCCAAUCUCCCCAUAAGACUCAACAGGGAAUCCAUCCAACAAGCAAAAAAGAAGCAAUUCUGGAUCACGGAAACCAAGCACACCAAGCAAACUUUUCAGAUCUGAACCAGGGGGAGAAUCCCACCCUCUGCAUGCCAGGCACCGCCAGGAGAAAGCAGUCUGGGCCCUGGGCCGUUCGCACCGCAAUCUCAAACUGCAGCCGCCAUUGGGCCAGGGCCGGCGUGCCUGGCCCGAGCUGGGCUCGCCCCUGUCGGUGCGUGUCCACUGCCGAGAUGAGACACCAGGAACCGCGUUCGGCCCGCUUUCUUGAUUGGGCAGCUACUCCAGGGCGGACAUGGGGUUCCAUCACGCCCGAUCCUCCUGUUGGCCCGGCCGCUGUCCCCCCAAGUCGUGCCCCGGAGAAAUCAUGGAGCAAGGCCUGGAGGUCUCAGUCAAAGCUGGGCAUCGCGCCUUUUUCUCUCUCCACACACCAUUGACUUCCUCACCGUCGUUCUGGGGUUGUUCAGAACGUUCUCUCUUUUCUUCCUCUUCGACGCUCGUUUCGCGAUCCUCUCGCUUGAUAUCCUCGACGCUGUAGACGUCAUAGUAACAUUCGUUCAUACCCUUCGCCCACGGACUCAUCGACGACUCAGCGAAAUUAUACUGGU
Molecule: messenger RNA, 1130 nt
Organism: Chaetomium fimeti
Lineage: Eukaryota; Fungi; Ascomycota; Sordariomycetes; Sordariales; Chaetomiaceae
Exons: 1
Coding region: 315-959 (214 amino acids)
Source: RefSeq, a predicted model, not a curated record